Molecule: messenger RNA, 1587 nt
Organism: Trypanosoma cruzi
Lineage: Eukaryota; Euglenozoa; Kinetoplastea; Trypanosomatida; Trypanosomatidae
Exons: 1
Coding region: 1-1587 (528 amino acids)
Source: RefSeq, a predicted model, not a curated record
AUGCCCAAUUUUCUCCAGAAUCAGCGGUUACUUCUGCGUCUGCUGCUGCUGCUCCUCUCUAGCGUCAUUCUAUGUCUUCUGUUUAUUGCCCAAGGGGAGCCUGAGCCACUACGUGUCGUGUUCCAUGCCGGCUUCCAGCAGCUGAAGCAGAGGGAGGUCGAUGUUUGGAUCGGUGGUGCCUUCGGGGCGACGAACGGCGAGGCGACGCUGGGGGUGGAGUGGAAGAGGGGCUUCGAUGCGGUGACGCUGCGGCGGGCCCGUGACUCGUACCUGAUGUGUGACAGGGGAAGGGCGAUGUUUGUCACACGCGUCCACGCCGACACCACCACGUCGGAGCUGUGGAGGCCGCACAUCAUGCAUGACGGCACAAUCGCCCUUGCGUCAGUCGUCAACAGCCGCUACCUGCGCCUCAAAGACGACGGCAAAUUGUGGUGUGAUGCCAACGAGAUUGACGGCGCGGCAUCAUGGCGGCAACUUAUGCCCAAACAAACCGCCUGCCUGCGUGCGGGUAAUGCGGGGGAUGAGGACAAAUAUACGGCAGCCUGUUGGUCGAUUAUUGAGGCCGAGACGCUUACACGCCCGACGAUUCUGUUUGGGACAUUGAAGCCGCUGGAGAGGGCAGAGCCCAAAAAUGCUUCAGACAUGUACGACCCCUUUAUCAUCGCGAAAAGGACGUUGAUAAAUUGGGCGAGACUUCCUGGAGUGAAACCUGUCGUUUUGAGCGAAGAUCCUUUUUCUCAAAGCCUUAUUGAAACCAUCAACGCGGCGUAUGCGGGGCGACCCGGUUUUUCUUCGAUUGAAAUUAUUAGUGAAUUUGAGAUGCAAAAAGAUUAUGGUCAACCCACCUACCGUGGAUUGUUCCGGUCGGUGAUCGAGCACUAUCCCUUUGCGAAGUCUAUCAUGUAUGCCAAUAUGGAUAUUCUCUUCACUUCUUCUUUGGCGAAUACGCUUGAUAAAGUACAGCAUGUUUACGAGAGGAGGAAAAAGUGGAAGAAUAAGAAGAAGAAGCUUCAGAAUUCGCCGUAUCAAGGAUGGUUUAUCGUUGGACGUCGUAUCAACGUGGAUGUCCCAACAAAUUGGUCCAUGGAUACGGAAAAUUGGGAUUCCGCAAUAGAGACACAGCUUAAGUCGCAAGGAAAGAUGUUUUCUUCAGAUGCUGAAGAUUACUUUGCCAUGAGCGUGGAUCUUUUCAAUUGGUAUGAAACGCCUCCUUUUAUUGUAGGUGGAAUUGUGUUUGACAAUUGGUUAACAUCGCGUGCUGUGCUGUUAGACAUCGCGGGCAAAGCACUGGCGGUAGAUGUCACCGGGACAUUAACGGCAAUUCACCAGAAUCACGGAAUGAACGUCUAUGCGAGUUUGUUGAAGCCAAAGUCGACAUUUAACAUUGAACUUUUAAAGAAAAGUGGUGGGAUGCCGUACCGUCUCACUGAGAACUGCCCUCAUUACACGCGUUAUGGGCGUCGCGGUAAAUUCAUCACGGUAGCCGACAGAGGGCCGCAAAAACCCAACUGGGUGAUACCCGACUACGAUGCUGCUGCUGCCAAAAUGAGUGCGUCUAACAAUAGUUUUAAACGGCCACCAUCAUGA